AUUUACCAGCUAGUGAUAGCGGAUAGAGGUGGUGCUGCUUCCUGCCGUCUGGACCAGAGAAACGGCGCAAGAUGCACAUAUGAAAGGAACAAAAAAUAAUAAUUGAAAGCGAAAUCCAGCGGGUUAUCAUGUAGCUUUUAUUUGCAUUUAUAACCAAAUAUAAUCAGCUCCAGGAUGCUUUAAGGCCAUCGGGUUGGAUGCAAGAUUGUAUAUAAUAAGAGCAAGCAGUGAUACAGCAUCUUCAAAGAAAGCAUCAUCAUCACCAUCAUCUAUCCGGCCAUCAGAUCAAAAUGGCUGACAAGAGUGACCUAAAAGCUGAGCUGGAGCGCAAGAAACAGCGUCUAGCUCAAAUCAGGGAGGAGAAAAAAAGAAAAGAGGAGGAGAAAAAGAAAAAAGAGUCGGAAACACAACAGAAGGCAGAAGCUGCUCCUGAGGAUUCAGAUUUGGACCGUAAGCGCAGAGAGACUGAGGCGCUGCUUCAGAGUAUUGGAAUCUCCCCUGAACCACCAUUAGUCCCAACACAAAUGUCUCCGUCGAAAUCAAUGAGCACACCGAGUGAGACCGGGAGUCAGGACUCAGUGGAAGGAGGCACUGUGGGCAGAUAUAGGACCCUGCAGUGGGACACUGACCCUUCUGUUCUCCAGCUGCAGGCUGAUUCCGAGCUCGGCCGCCGGAUGCACAGACUGGGGGCAUCCAAGAUAACCCAGGUGGAUUUCUUGCCCAAAGAAGUGGUUUCCUACUCUAAAGAGACGCAAACUCCUGUAGCAGCACACCAGUCUGAAGAGGAUGAAGAGGAAGAUGAGGAUAAUACAGAACCCAAAGCAGGCUUGGAGUCCGAUCAGACGGAGGAUGAAGAAAGCAAGGAUACAAAAGAAGGCCACCCGCGAGAGCUGACGGAGGAGGAGAAGCAGCAGGUCCUGCACUCUGAAGAGUUUGUGAUCUUCUUUGACCGCAGUAUUCGUGUGAUGGAGCGAGCUCUUUCUGAAGACUCUAACAUCUUUUUCGAUUACAGUGGCCGAGACCUCGAGGAUAAAGAAGGAGACCUGCAGGGAGGGUCAAUUCUGUCCUUUAAUCGUCUGUUCUAUGAUGAGCACUGGUCUAAGCAUCGGGUCAUCACCUGUCUGGACUGGUCCCCUCAGUACCCAGAGCUGCUAGUGGCCUCUUAUAACAACAAUGAGGAUGCUCCUCAUGAGCCAGAUGGCGUGGCUUUAGUGUGGAAUAUGAAAUUUAAAAAAACCACGCCUGAGUACAUCUACCACUGCCAGUCUCCUGUGGUGUCCGUGGGCUUUGCCCGUUUUCAUCCUAAUCUGCUGGUGGGUGGCACGUACUCAGGGCAGAUCGUGCUCUGGGACAACCGCAGCCACAGGAGAACCCCGGUCCAGAGAACGCCGCUCUCUGCAGCUGCACAUACUCAUCCAGUGUACUGUGUGAAUGUGGUGGGAACCCAGAAUGCCAACAACUUGAUCACAGUGUCUACAGAUGGCCGGAUGUGCUCCUGGAGCCUGGAUAUGCUCUCGCAACCACAGGAAAGCAUGGAGUUAGUCUAUAACAAGUCAAAACCAGUAGCAGUGACUGGAAUGGCCUUUCCUGCUGGAGAUGUCAAUAAUUUUGUGGUGGGCAGUGAAGAGGGGACUGUGUACACAGCCUCAAGACAUGGCAGCAAAGCUGGGAUCUGUGAGAUGUUUGAGGGCCAUCAGGGACCAGUGACUGGCAUCAGUUGUCACAGUGCCAUGGGUCCAGUAGACUUCUCCCACCUGUUCGUCACCUCAUCAUUUGACUGGACAGUCAAACUCUGGAGCACAAAGCACAACAAGCCGCUGUACUCCUUUGAGGACAAUGCUGACUAUGUGUACGAUGUCAUGUGGUCUCCAGUGCAUCCCGCGCUCUUCGCUGCUGUGGACGGGAUGGGCCGUCUCGAUCUGUGGAACCUAAACAAUGACACUGAGGUGCCCACAGCCAGUGUGACAAUUGAGGGCGCUCCUGCUCUGAACCGUGUACGUUGGGCGUCAGGAGGCAAGGAGGUGGCGGUAGGAGACUCAGAGGGCCGGCUCUGGAUCUACGAUGUCGGAGAGCUGGCAUCGGCACACAGCGAGGACUGGACACGCUUCGCUCGCACGCUGGUUGAGAUCCGUGCCAACCGAGCUGACGGCGAGGAGGAAGGCCCUGUGGAAUUGCCGUCGUAGAAAAAAGUCUCCUCGGACCAUCACACUGAAACUGUCCUACAUUUAUGAUAAGUCCAGCACCAAUCCUUCACCUGCUGUUCACCUCGGCUCAGCUCACAAUAUUGUUAUUAUAGGAAACACAUAUUAGCAUCACCUCGCUUUGUAAUUUAAUUGUGCAAAGGUCUACUGUUUGCAUUCACUUCAUCAUUUCAUUAUUUAUAGUGUCUGGUUCACACCAAUCGAAGGUCUAGCAUAGCCGACUGAAGACGAAUAGAUUCUAUGCUGCUACAAGGGUUCAUAGUGAAGGCCAAAGAGAUUCCUUUGCACCCUGUGAUAUCCGCAAUGCUUGUGUUGUGUGUUGUAUGCGUGUGUGUCAUUUUUGUAUUUAUCUCCUGCAUGAAGUACAGUAAUGGAGUGUGUCUAUAAGCAAAUUUAUAAUUGAUCAAUAUGUAAGAGAGUUUUUUUUGUCAGUUGAUGACAGUGCGAUUCUCUCUGUCUGUCUGCCUCUCUCUCUCUCUCUUUCUUUCUCUCUUUCUCUCUCUCUCUCUCUUUUACACACACACACACCUUGCUGGUGGAGAACUCAGAGCCUAUUUCUAAGUGUGGGAUAUGUGCUCAAUGAUUACAGCUAAUGUCAUUCCCCAAGGUAAUAAACUAAACUGAUACAUGCUUUCAGCAGCA
Messenger RNA from Silurus meridionalis, 2843 nucleotides. It is a transcript of the gene dync1i1a, whose product is annotated as cytoplasmic dynein 1 intermediate chain 1. Gene Ontology annotation, molecular function: dynein heavy chain binding; dynein light chain binding. Gene Ontology annotation, biological process: transport along microtubule. The transcript is spliced from 18 exons. Gene Ontology annotation, cellular component: cytoplasmic dynein complex. Bases 291 to 2183 code for a protein of 630 amino acids. The record is from RefSeq and is a predicted model, not a curated record. Lineage: Eukaryota; Metazoa; Chordata; Actinopteri; Siluriformes; Siluridae.